GCAUUGCGCAGGCGCGCUGCCCAGAGUCCCGCCUCCCCUCCCACCCCGCAGGGUUUGCUCCAAUCAGGUGGCUCCGAAGGCGGCGGUGCUGGCGAGUUGAGAGGAAAUGGCCGGCAGGUCCCUGGCGUCAACGGCCGAGCCCGCCGCGGGAGCCAUGGACAGGGCAGAGAAGGACGGAGGGCAGGAUACAUCCUCACAGAAAAUUGAAGACUUGAUGGAAAUGGUGAAAAGGCUGCAGAAAGUGGGAAGCCCAGAGCCCCAAGUUGAGGUCCUGAUUAACCGGAUUAAUGAGGUCCAGCAAGCGAAAAAGAAGGCCAAUGAAGACCUAGGAGAGGCCCAGAGCAUCUGUGAAGCCCUGCAGAAGGAACUGGACUCACUGCAUGGAGAGAAAGUACGCCUGAAGGAGAUCUUGAGCAAAAAGCAAGAGACCCUGAGGAUCCUCCGGCUGCACUGCCAGGAGAAGGAAAGUGAGGCACAGAGGAAGCAUACCAUGUUGCAGGAGUGCAAGGAGAGAAUUUCUGCCCUGAACUUACAGAUCGAAGAACAGAAGGAAAAACAGAGACAGCUCAGGUUGGCUUUCGAGGAACAGCUGGAAGAUCUGAUGGGGCAACACAAGGACCUCUGGGACUUCCACAGGCCAGAGCGGCUAGCAAGAGAGAUUUGCACCCUGGACAGCAGCAAGGAGGAGCUGCUCAAGGAAGAGAAGCUGGUCGAGGCGAAGCUGGAAGAUGUGAAGCAACAGCUGUGCUCCCUGUGUGGUGCUGAGGGCCCCUCCACCCUUGAUGAGGGGCUCUUUCUCCGCAGCCAGGAGGCAGCAGCCACAGUGCAGCUGUUUCAGGAAGAGCACAGGAAGGCUGAGGAGCUCCUAGCAGCUGCUGCCCAACGCCACCAGCAGCUGCAGCAGAAGUGCCAGCAACUGCAGCAGAAGCGGCAGAGGCUGAAGGAGGAGCUGGAAAAGCAUGGAACACAGGUCCCUGCCCAAGCCCAGAGCACACAAGAGGAAGAGGCUGGCCCAGGAGAUGUGGCCAGUUCCAAGCCCCUAAAAGCCCAUGAGGAGAAAGACCUGGAGCUGCACACCGAGCAGGGCUUGAUGUCCUCAUAGGCCAGGAGGAUACACUCCACCCCUGACCUUGGCCCAAGGCGCUAAUAAAGGAGCUAUUUUGAUACAGCCCAUCUCAGUUGAGUCUACUGUUGAGGAAUAGGAGUCGGGCUUAAGACCUCCAGGCUCCUGUGACUGAUUGAAGCCUCUGCUUGACUUUGCCUCUUGGUCUGGGCCAGAGAUAUACCACAGGUUUUCAAUAAAUGCUUCCUUAACCUCCUGGU
This is a messenger RNA of Cebus imitator (Panamanian white-faced capuchin), 1323 nucleotides long. RefSeq names its product synaptonemal complex central element protein 1 (gene SYCE1). The record is from RefSeq and is a predicted model, not a curated record. Gene Ontology annotation, cellular component: synaptonemal complex. Gene Ontology annotation, biological process: synaptonemal complex assembly. The coding region runs from base 107 to 1102 and encodes 331 amino acids. The transcript is spliced from 13 exons. NCBI's taxonomy places the organism in Eukaryota, Metazoa, Chordata, Mammalia, Primates, Cebidae.